Molecule: messenger RNA, 1020 nt
Organism: Caenorhabditis angaria
Lineage: Eukaryota; Metazoa; Nematoda; Chromadorea; Rhabditida; Rhabditidae
Source: the annotation of a GenBank genome assembly
AUGAGUUUAGACACACAUUUUGAAGACCAAGAGGACGAAGAAGACGAGGACUGUGAGUUUUUAAAUAUUAAUAUUUUAAAAGACUGUUUCCAAUUUUUCAGAUCAACCUCCAAUUGUAUAUCGGGUGAUGUUUUCCAACCGAAGAGACGAUAACAGAGUUAGACUCUUCAGAGUUCUCGAUUCGCCAAAGAACUAUUUUCGAAAUGUGAGUAGAUUUUAAGAAGUUAGGUUCAAAGAAACUUCGUGAAAUUAUUAAUUUAAUGAAACAUCAUAGCUUUUUUUUUAAUAUUUUAACACGAUAUGACAAGACAUCGUCAAAAUACAUGAAUAAAAACCAUACUGAAAUCUCACCCAAACUUAUGAUCAAUCGAGUUAAAAUAAAAAUUUGAAGAUUUAGAAAAUAAAACAUUUGAUUUACCGAGAGAAAUAAAAGACACCUUUUGAAUUUGGCAUCAAAAGAUCAGCUCUUAUCUAUUAGUCCUUCCAUAUAUGCUCCCUGAACACAAAAUUGAAAACCGAAAAUGUUUACAAUAAGAUAAUAAUCCUGUGAACUAUAUUUUGAAUAACUCAAGCACGCUAUUUGUGCACUUCCAAGACAAUUUUUGAACUCUCCCUCUCUCUCUCUCUCUCAAAAAAAAAGAACACCCUUAUUUCCCUCAUCUUUGAAUUUUUUAAUAAAUUUCGAGCCCACUUCAAAACCUCUUUUUGGUUAGUCAAUGACGUCAUUGUUGUUCUUUUUUUUCAUCCAUCUGGGUCAUUUUAGUCAUCAAAAACUGACCACUUUAUAGCUGAAAAAAACAAUUUCAGUCAUUCAUCCUUUUCAUUCAACCAGAGAGUUACUGAAAAUUUCCGAUAAAAAUAAAGAUGACGCGAGUUCAAACACAAAAUGAGGCUAUAUUUCAGAUGUAUUACGUUCAAAAUCUUCCAACAAUAAUCGAAGAAAAUGAAGAGGAAGAAACUGAUCAGAAAGAUGAGCAAAACAAAGAUCAAGAUGAACCGGAAAUUAACGAAUCACAAUAA